Molecule: messenger RNA, 1736 nt
Organism: Podospora pseudopauciseta
Lineage: Eukaryota; Fungi; Ascomycota; Sordariomycetes; Sordariales; Podosporaceae
Exons: 3
Coding region: 638-1504 (288 amino acids)
Molecular function (GO): oxidoreductase activity
Source: RefSeq, a predicted model, not a curated record
AGCAGCACGUGACACAAGAGCCCCGAUAAUACCCCUGAGCAGCGCCGCAGCCCAGACUGCUUCCGUGCUAGCCCGUCCAAUAAUCCAUUGAAAGUGUGUUGAUUCUCGUGAACCAACAGUCGUAAUAUCGUGAGAUGGAGACGCGAAGGCACGUGAGGUUCUUGUGUCGGAGACUACGGUGACGUUCAUUUUGCCUUGUAGUGACCAAGAGCCCCGCAAUUUGCUUGGACGGCGUGGAGGGGCAGGGAGACGCCAGCAAGAGCACUCCGCGCUGGCUUGGCACAGUCCAGACCAGUGACCUGGAUGAAGUCGAUGAUUGUCAUUAUUUUCUAUCGACAUUCUCAUCCAAAUUUCACCCUGUUUAGGUAGGUAUGCACUAAACCGCGGCGACGCAUCCUCGGGACUCAAAAAGUAACGCCAAGCCCCGAGAACGUCACCACGGCUGGCGGCUUCGAUGGUGACGUGCACAAAUGACCCGCAACAUGCUCUGCAAGGUGGGGUGGCCCUUCACCGAUGCCUUCGCCGAUGCCCACCCCGAUCGAUUGCUUGUUAUCAGAUCAUCUGAUAAAAAAUCGCUCACGUUUCACGUCAAAACCAGAGACUGCUCAAUUCACAACACCAUCCAACUACUCUCAUAAUGACGCUCACCAUCGAUACCAAGCUCAAGCUCAACAGUGGCUACGAUAUCCCUCAACUGGGCUUCGGUGUCUUCCAGACCCCCCCUUCAGAUACAGCAAGAUGCGUGUCCGAAGCUGUAAAGGCCGGCUACGCCCAUAUCGACUCUGCGGCAUUGUACCGCAAUGAAGGAGCUUGCGGCCAGGCCAUUCGUUCCUUUUCCCGCGAGAAGAUCUUCUUCACCACCAAGAUCAUGCCUUACACAUUGGGCUAUGAGAGUGUUCAGUCCCAGAUUGACCGCAUGCUCAACGAGACGGGGCUCGGGUAUCUCGAUCUCGUGCUCAUCCACGCCCCCUACGGCGGCUCGGCCAAACGCAAAGAAUCGUGGAAGGCCCUGGUGGAGGCUGUUGAGGCCGGCAAGGUCAGAAGCAUCGGUGUAAGUAACUACGGCGUUGCCCAUCUCGACGAGCUGGAAAGGCACAUUGCCGAGUUGGAGGAGGAGCGCGGCGGCAAGGGCAAGGGCGGCGUCAUCAGCGUCGGCCAGUGGGAGAUUCACCCCUGGUGCCCCAGAGACGACAUUGUCGAGUGGUGCAGGAAAAGAAACAUUGCUGUCGAGGCCUACUGCCCCUUGGUCCAGGGCAACCGAUGGGGUGAGCCCAUUGUCAAGAAGCUUGCCGAGAAGCAUGGAAAGAGCGAAGCUCAGAUCCUGAUUCGUUGGAGCUUGCAGACAGGCCUGGUCCCCCUGCCCAAGAGCGUGAAGUCUGAAAGAAUUGUCGCCAACGCUCAGGUCUACGACUUUGAGCUUACUGAGGAGGAUAUGAAGUCGUUAGACACUGGUGUGUACGAGCAUGUGUCUUGGGAUCCUACCACCGCUCCACUUAAGGAUUAAUUUCAUCACGAGCGAUAGUACCACCUUACCACGCCCGUUGUGGACCAAAUGAUAGAGACUGUCGCUAGCAGUAGGGCCCUAGGAGAUAGCUAGCAUACUUCUAGAGGUAGUGAGUAGGGCUUGACUACCUCCCUUGUAUCUUAGUAGGCUUUUAAAGAUAGUCCAUAUGUUUUCGGAGAUGGUGGGAAAGCCUUGAAAUGAUUAUAUGAGGUGUUUCUAUUAUGAUUUACGC